Cricetulus griseus (Chinese hamster) is the source of this 730-nucleotide messenger RNA. The record is from RefSeq and is a predicted model, not a curated record. Lineage: Eukaryota; Metazoa; Chordata; Mammalia; Rodentia; Cricetidae.
UUCGGGACACGGAGGAGAUGCUAAGUAAGAAGCAGGAGUUCCUGGAGAAGAAGAUCGAACAGGAGCUGACGGCUGCCAAGAAGCAUGGCACCAAAAACAAGCGCGCGGCCCUGCAGGCUUUGAAACGGAAGAAGCGAUAUGAGAAGCAGCUGGCGCAGAUCGACGGCACCCUGUCAACCAUCGAGUUCCAGCGGGAGGCCCUGGAGAACGCCAACACCAACACAGAGGUGCUCAAGAACAUGGGCUACGCUGCCAAGGCCAUGAAGGCUGCCCACGACAACAUGGACAUUGAUAAAGUGGAUGAGUUAAUGCAGGACAUUGCUGACCAGCAAGAACUUGCAGAGGAGAUUUCCACAGCUAUUUCCAAACCUGUAGGCUUUGGGGAAGAGUUUGACGAGGAUGAGCUCUUGGCAGAGUUGGAGGAACUCGAACAGGAGGAGCUAGACAAGAAUUUGCUGGACAUCAGUGGGCCCGAAACAGUUCCACUACCAAAUGUCCCCUCUGUAGCCCUACCAUCCAAACCUGUCAAGAAGAAGGAAGAAGAAGACGACGACAUGAAGGAAUUGGAGAACUGGGCCGGAUCCAUGUAACUGGUCCAGCAUAGGCUGGGGCCAGACAGACUCUGGUGGCCUGUGCGACGGGCAGGCGUGUGCGUGCGCAGGGCAGGCAGGACGCGGUGCAGGCAGCCUCCAUCGCUCAGCUCUCACCCAAAGCAGUAGGCCGCAUCACU